Elephantulus edwardii (Cape elephant shrew) is the source of this 951-nucleotide messenger RNA. RefSeq names its product olfactory receptor 52B4-like. The record is from RefSeq and is a predicted model, not a curated record. Gene Ontology annotation, molecular function: olfactory receptor activity; G protein-coupled receptor activity. Bases 1 to 951 code for a protein of 316 amino acids. The transcript has a single exon. Lineage: Eukaryota; Metazoa; Chordata; Mammalia; Macroscelidea; Macroscelididae. Gene Ontology annotation, cellular component: membrane. Gene Ontology annotation, biological process: G protein-coupled receptor signaling pathway.
AUGACAACCUUAAACCACACUGCUCUGAGUCACACAGUCUUCCGCUUGCUGGGCAUCCCUGGACUAGAAAACCAGCAUGUGUGGAUUUCCAUCCCUUUCGUCAUUUCUUAUGUCAUCGCCCUACUUGGAAACAGCCUUCUUGUCUUCAUUAUCCUCACAAGACGCAGCCUCCAUGAACCCAUGUACCUCUUUCUCUGUAUGCUGUCUCUAGCAGACAUUGUGCUCUCCACCUGCAUAGUUCCUCAGGCUUUGGCCAUCUUUUGGUUCAAUGCUGGGGAAAUCUCCUUGGAUUGUUGCAUCACUCAGGUCUUCUUCAUCUCUUCUACCUUCAUUUUUGAGUCAGGGAUUUUGCUGGUGAUGGCAUUUGACCGUUAUAUUGCCAUUUGCUACCCAUUAAGAUACAUGACUAUUCUUACUCAUGCCCUGAUUGGGAAAAUUGGUGUGAGUAUCUUUCUGAGAAGUAAUGGUACAAUUUUCCCCAUAAUAUUUCUUCUGAAAAGAUUAAACUUCUGCAGAAGUAAUAUCCUCUCCAACACUGCAUGUAAGCACAUUGUUUUGGCUCAUGUUUCUUGUGAUGAUAUCCGAGUAAACAUCUGGUAUGGUUUUUUUGUACUAAUGUCAACCCUGGUCUUAGAUGUUAUACUAAUUUUUGUUUCUUAUGUACUUAUCUUGCGUGCUGUCUUCCACAUGCCUUCCCAAGAUGCUCGCCACAAAGCCCUGAAUACCUGUGGCUCUCAUGUCUGUGUCAUAAUUCUCUUUUAUGGGCCUGGGAUCUUCUCAGUCCUCACUCAAAGAUUUGGACGCCACAUUCCACCCCACAUCCAUGUUCUGCUGGCCAAUGUGUAUAUUCUUAUUCCACCUAUGUUGAAUCCCAUUAUUUAUGGCAUUAAAACCAAACAGAUCCGGGACCAAGUGGUUCAUAUGUUCUUUGCAAAGGACACAAGACCAUGA